UGUAAAUCCUGCCAGUAAGGUGUCAUUGGUUUCAGCAAGCAGCAGCAGUUGCAUGCCUGAGUGUGGCGACAGCGGCAUGGGCAGCCACUUUGAGAUGACACCACCAAACAUGUCAAGCUCACAGGUUCUUGCCUUGCCUCUCGACACCAGCCAACCGUUGCUAAGGAGCUCCACCCCGAUACCAAAGGAGCUCAACAUAACUGUUGAGUCUGAAUACCCACGUGAUCCGCAUGACACGACAUUUCAGCUCUCCAGUGACUCAGAAAGCACAGACUCUGACGAGUUUGAGAACGAGGAGCCGUUCAGGUUGCAGCAUAAAUCCCAUACUCGUAAAACGUGUGCUGCAGAUGAGAGGCUAUUUAUCGUAGCAGAAUCUUGUUUAAGAGAGCUGCUAUCAGUGUGUCCUUCAUGCCAGCGAGAUGAUGUUGAAGCUGAUAUAACUCUCAAGGGCACCUGUGUAAGAGCAAAGAUGACAUGCGGUUGCCAAAAAGAAAGGCUGUGGUACAGCCAGCCAUGGGUGGGCAAUAGGCCACUGGGGAAUGUUUUGCUGUGCUGCGGGAUACUUUUCUCUGGUACAAACAUUGCCAAAGCCCUCCGAAUGCUGAAAAUUAUGGGAGUCCCAGCACUCAGGAGGUCCCAGUUCUACAAAACGCAGCAAUGUUAUUUGUUUCCUGCAGUAAACAAUGUAUACGAGACGAAGCAGCAACAACUGCUGGAGGAGCUGCGCCCAGUGCCUCUAACAGUUGCUGGUGAUGGGAGGUGUGAUUCUCCGGGUCACACGGCUCUCUAUGGCACGUAUACAUUACUGGAGACCACUGCCAAUCGCAUUGUACACUUCGAGUUAGUCAAGGUCACAGAGGUGACAAGCAGCAACGCCAUGGAGAAGCAUGGGCUACAAAGGUGUCUUGCAUUUCUCGAGGUGCAUGACAUGGUAGUAGACAUGCUUGUCACGGAUCGGCACACAGGCAUCAAAGCCAUGAUGAGAGACUUGUGCCCCCACAUUAAGCAUCGAUUUGAUGUGUGGCAUGUUGUCAAAGGUAUCAAGAAGAAACUUCUUGCUCUCGGUCGCACAGCAAAGCAUCAGGUGGUGCAGCUGUGGAUCGAGAGUAUAGUUCGGCAUGCCUACUGGUGCCCCAAAACCAGUGGGGAUGAUGGUGAACUGUGCCGGGCUAAAUGGGUGUCCUUGAUGAACCAUAUCGUUGACGUCCAUCAACACGAAGACCCUCGGUACCCUGUCUGCUACCACGGGCCAGUGUCCCCCCCAAUGGAAAUUGUCCCCCCCAUUCCAAGCUGA
Molecule: messenger RNA, 1294 nt
Organism: Ornithodoros turicata
Lineage: Eukaryota; Metazoa; Arthropoda; Arachnida; Ixodida; Argasidae
Exons: 7
Coding region: 53-1294 (413 amino acids)
Source: RefSeq, a predicted model, not a curated record